GUCUCCCAAUUGGGCAGCAUGUUCAGUUGAUUGCAAAAAUAGAUGACGACUUGGUCAUCAGGUCGUACACGCCUGUAUCUUCAGAUGAUGAUCAUGGUUUUGUUGACUUUGUCAUCAAGGUAAUUAUUGACUUUGAGUUCAUAGUCAUAAAAAUAGUAUGUUCCCAUUGUCCAAUUGCUUGACCCAUUCUUUAAUACAGGCUGAAUCUCCUGCUGAAGUUACUAAAGGGAACAUGACACCUUCAUCAAAGGUUAGAAGUUAGAAGGGAUUUUUGUAGUUGUGUGAUUGUUCAUUUGCUUUCAUAGUGCUUUUUAAAUCUUAAUACGCAUUGCAGACUGGAGUGGAUUUUUGGAAUGUAAUUUGUUGCUAAAGCAGUUAUUUUGAUAAUUCGAGUAUGUGUGCUGAAUUCAAUAAUAUUCAUUUCUAUAAUAAUUAUCCCCAAGGUUUCACCCACUGGACGUUUAGGUGGCACCACGACCAAGCAUUCAAGUUGGAUGUCAAUUUAGUAAUGUCAUCUAAGGUACAAAAUGUAAUCGGAAGUUCACUUAAAAACAAAGUUUUGUGUUAGUAACAGCUUACGGCGUACGAAGUCGCGCGUAACGGCUGAUACAAAAUAAAACGUCUUUAUGAGAAAAUAUAAGUUGAUUAAAAUAACUAUUUGAGUCACUCCAUAACAUGUACUCCACCUGUUUUCGUUUAUACUUAAGAAGGGGAGAGGGGGGACCAAAAAGUCGAUUUCAUGACCUAUUUUCAUCUGAUAUCUGUUCAUAAAGUGGCGGUUCCCACAUUUUGCAAUCUCGAUUCCGUCCAUCGCCUAGACAAAAAUAACGAUUUUCUACAAAUUCUUCAAAAUGGUGAUAACUCAAAAAUCGUCCGUAAUUGGAUAUAAGUUCAUACAACGCUUUUCUAAUUGAUGAAGAUAACCUUCUCAUGAUAUUUAGGGCGCCUUGUAUAUUUAAAAAGGUUGCCGAAGCUCUUUGCUAUGAACAAGCUAUUGGAUUCUACUUUAAAUUAAUGGAGGCAUGUAUAGUCUGCGAAAAUCAAAAAAUCGCCAAUUUUGGACCAACAAACUAGCUUAAAAAUCCAUUUAAAAUAAAUUUAUCUUGAAAUACUCUUCGGAGUCUUGUAGGGAAAGAAUUUAGCUUUAAUUUAGAUACAUGGCAACCUCAAAAAUAAUAGUUACUAACAGAGUUUUUAAUCAUUUUUAGGGCUUUUCAGGCGAUGAAUGGCCUGUAGCUCGAAAACAACUAACUUUAGAGUAAGUUCCUGAGGACCGGAAUGAUCCGAAACAUCAAAAAAAUAUUUGAAGCGAUAAAAACUUUUUUGUAUAUAUUUGAGUGGGGUCCUCACAUUUUGCAAACUCAAUUCCAUCCAGCGCCUAGUCUGCAUCACCCAAACUAGAAUGCCACAGGUUUUGUUUUUAUCUACCAGACAACACAGUAUAUGCUAUAUUUGUUAGCCCCACGGUAACCAAUGGGUGUUUAGGCCUUUGUGGUAGUCGGAGUAUAAAAAAAAUCCAUUGCCCUCUUCUCCCUCAGCUUAGCACGGUUUCUGUGAUUUUGCCAAUGCCAAUAGUGAAUCAAACUCCAAAUAAAGUCACUCGAAUGCUAUAUUUGUGAUGAUAUGGAUUUUUCGUCAGGAACAAUCACUGAUCAACAUUUAUCUUGAAGGUCUACUUCAAAAACGUCCAUCCGAAAUUCCCAGACGGUGGCAAGAUGACACAGUAUUUAGAAUCCCUGAAACUGGGUGACACUUUGACAUUUCGCGGGCCCUCUGGCCGAAUUCAAUACACAGGACCUGGGACGUUUGCUGUGAAAAAGCUUAGAAAAGAUCCUCCAAUCAUAUACAAGGCCAGUAAGGUUAACCUCAUAGCUGGAGGAGUGGGAAUCACCCCUAUAUUGCAGCUGAUCAGACAUGCUGUGAAAGAUUCAAAUGACAAGACAAAGAUGGCGCUAUUAUUUGCUAACCAGACAGAAAGGGAUAUCUUGCUGAGAGACGAGUUAGAAGAUGUAGCAAAGAAGUUUCCAGGCAGGUUCAAGUUCUGGUACACACUAGAUAAAGCUGAAGAAGGAUGGCAGUACAGCCAGGGUUUCAUAAAUGAAGACAUGAUAAAGGAGCAUUUAUACCCGGCAACUUCAGAUACCUUGACGUUGAUGUGCGGCCCUCCACCAAUGAUAAAAUUCGCCUGUAUGCCGAACCUUGAGAAGCUUGGACAUGAUCCUGACAGGUGCAUCGCAUACUGAGCGAUGUUUUUUUUGUUUAGACUGAACUUAUUGUGUAAUAUACAUAUACAUGUAUUUAUCAAUUUAUAGGUGUUUAUUAAAGUUGGUAGAAAAAUGUUUGCA
This is a messenger RNA of Acanthoscelides obtectus, 2345 nucleotides long. The record is from the annotation of a GenBank genome assembly. NCBI's taxonomy places the organism in Eukaryota, Metazoa, Arthropoda, Insecta, Coleoptera, Chrysomelidae.